Molecule: messenger RNA, 2384 nt
Organism: Limulus polyphemus (Atlantic horseshoe crab)
Lineage: Eukaryota; Metazoa; Arthropoda; Merostomata; Xiphosura; Limulidae
Product: solute carrier family 12 member 2-like
Exons: 20
Coding region: 175-2295 (706 amino acids)
Biological process (GO): chloride ion homeostasis; chloride transmembrane transport; cell volume homeostasis
Cellular component (GO): membrane
Molecular function (GO): sodium:potassium:chloride symporter activity
Source: RefSeq, a predicted model, not a curated record
UCAGGUUGGGGUCAGUACAAUACUCAUGAAGCUAUCCCUCGACUGGAACAUUACAUAAUUGAAGACGAAAAAGGAGUGAGCCGGCCGACAGUUGAAGAGUUGAGAAACCCACCAAGCGAUAAUCAAUUCGUGUUGCGGAGAUACAACGAAGAAGAUGGUGAAGAAGAUGCGAGUAUGUCUUACAAGUUUGGUUGGAUUAGAGGGGUGUUCAUCAGAUGUUUGCUAAACAUUUGGGGCGUUAUGUUAUUUUUGAGAAUGGGAUGGAUGACUGCACAGGCAGGAAUUGGGUUAUCUAUAGUGAUAGUUGUCGUGGCUACCAUUGUAACUGGUUUAACAACAAUGUCUAUGUCUGCUAUCUGCACCAAUGGCGAAGUGAAGGGAGGGGGUUCAUUCUUUUUGAUAUCGAGAACCCUGGGUCCAGCAUUCGGAGGAUCUAUUGGGAUUAUCUUCUCUUUUGCAAACUGCGUUGCUGUAGCCAUGCAUAUUGUAGGAGCAGCAGAAACUGUUCGAGACUUACUUAAGAUGAACAACGUAGGAAUAGUUGAGCAUCCUAGUGGAACCAAUGACGUUCGUAUCGUUGGAAUUAUUCUUCUUUUUCUUAUGACAUCUAUUACCUCAGUCGGAAUGGCUUUCGAAAACAAGGCCCAGAUUUUCUUGUUAAUCAUUCUACUGACUGCCCUAAUGGAUUACUAUGUAGGAGCGUGUCUAAACCCUACAAUGGAGCAAAUGGCUAAAGGAUUUGUUGGUUGGAAUUUGACUGUUGGAGCAGAAAAUUUUGGUCCAGACUUUAGAGGAGUGGACUUCUUUACUGUCUUUGCUGUGUUUUUUCCUUCUGUCACGGGUAUUUUAGCAGGAGCUAAUAUCUCAGGUGACUUGAGGGAUCCAUGCGAUGCCAUUCCUAAAGGAACCUUUCUAUCUAUCAUCACCACUUCAAUAAGCUACGUUCUUGUAAUCAUAUGGAUAGGAUUUACAGCAGUACGAGACGCAACAGGCAAUGUAGCGGACGUUUUGAAUGAAAACUUUACCAACUGCCCUGACAGGACUUGUCAAUACGGAAUGCACAAUUAUAUUCAGAUUAUGGGGAUGUCAUCAGGAUUUGAACCUUUGAUAUACGCUGGUAUUUUUGCUGCAACGUUAUCCUCAGCUUUAGCUGCACUCAUCAGCGCUCCGAGAAUUUUUCAAGCUGUGUGCAAGGAUAGACUGUUUCCAUAUAUUCAUUUCUUUGAAAAAGGCUACGGAGAAACUAAUGAUCCACGCCGAGCAGCAGUGUUGACAGUUAUUAUUUCUAUCAUGUUUACGGUUAUUGGUGAACUUAAUGUGAUAGCUCCAAUAAUAUCUAAUUUCUUCAUGGCAAAUUACUGUCUUCUGAACUACUCCUGUUUUCAUGUUUCAUACAUAAAAUCUCCAGGUUUUAGACCCGGAUUUAAAUUCUUCAACAAGUGGUUAAGCCUUCUUGGCGCACUUCUUUGCCUAGCUGUGAUGUUUAUUAUGAAUUGGAUUACUGCUCUUAUUACGUUCAUUGUCGUUUUAGGGUUAUAUUUGUACCUUCUGCGAAACAAACCAGACGUUAACUGGGGGACAUCUACAGAAGCGGCUUGUUACAAAUCUGCCCUUGAAGCUACUUUGAAGCUGAAUCGCACUGAAGAUCAUGUGAAGAAUUACAGACCAGCUAUUCUUGUUCUUACCGGUAACCCAAGUAGCCGACCUCCUCUGGUUGAUUUUGCAUAUAGCAUUACUAAAAAGACUGGCUUAAUGGUCUGUGGUCAUGUGAUUCAUGUACGCUUAACGAUGCUCGUACCCUACUUGCUAACAACACGAUCUCAGUGGCGUUCUUAUGAUCUUCGGGUGUUUUCAGUUGUCCACCAGGAGAAUGAACUAGAUCGAGCUCAGUUAAGUUUAACAGCUUUACUGAAAAAGUUUCGGAUUGAUACGUCUGCUGUUACUGUCUUAUACGGAGCAGGUGAACCUCCUAAAUUAGAAAGUCAGCUCCAGUUUCAGAAUCUGAUUUCCAAAUGGCUGGUAGAUGAUGACUCUACGAAAAAUCCUUUAGUGAUUACACAAACCCAUCUGGCCUUGAAUGCGAAAAAAACUAACAAACAUCUUAGCCUAAGAGAGAAAAUGUAUCAUUAUUCAAAAGACGCUACUUUGAUUGUGAUGACUUUACCGAUGCCUGUAAAGAAUGUUUGUCCUGCUCCACUAUACAUGGCCUGGUUAGAAAUCCUGACACAAGACAUGCCCCCAUUCUUGCUUAUUCGUGGCAACCAAACAAGUGUUUUGACGUUCUACUCUUCAUAACCCUUAAAACAAUGGUAAUCUAGAGAGGAAGUGACCAGAAAAGUAUAGUGUGUGGGAUAUCUACGAUAAAAUAGACCACAAAGGUUCUA